This is a messenger RNA of Biomphalaria glabrata, 1144 nucleotides long. RefSeq lists its product as uncharacterized. The record is from RefSeq and is a predicted model, not a curated record. Lineage: Eukaryota; Metazoa; Mollusca; Gastropoda; Planorbidae. The coding region runs from base 221 to 913 and encodes 230 amino acids. The transcript has 4 exons.
GUCCAAAAUAACUAGAGAGGGAGGGGGGGUUACAUUGGUGAACUUACAGCGGAUAAAAGCUUAGUGAACUCUGUGAUAAUUUAAGAUUGUGUGAACGUAAGAUUGAACUGUUCAUUAUUCAUUUCAAAGUUUUUGUGUUGAUUGAGCUCACAGCUGAUCUGAUAGUCACAGUGAGAUAUCAAAACGCGUCAAUGAUCCUGAGAAUUGUUUUUGCUAUAUCAUGAUAUCUCUAUGUGAUAGAGUGUACGGAGCAGUGUGCUUCUCGCUGUGGGCUUCACUAUUGCUAGAUCUGGCAUUGCUAACAAAGGGGCAAUUCUAUCUCCUUGAGGACACUCAAAGGAACUAUUCCGACGCGGUGAUGAAAUGCAAGAGCCUCGGCUACGAUGGUCUGGCUGUGGUAGACACUAAGCAAUCGCUGGACACAGUCUUAAAACAAUUGAGAUAUCCAGCCAAGGAACAGUACUGGAUCGGCAUGCAUUACUCUGUCAAGAAAAAAUAUCAUAUCUGGGACACAGGUGUCGACGUCACGUGGGCAGCAUGGAACACCGGGGAACCAGACAACAUGCCCACAGACAAGUGUGUCCGAAUUAGAACAACCCUGAAUUUCGGCACGUGGACCUGUUCCGCCCUUUUUAUGGCAGUCUGUGGACGUUAUUCCAGUGUCUACAACGAGAUGCUACUUGAAACCCGGCAACACAUCACUUUCUCUGACCCUCUGUGGUCAGGCUGGGCUCGUUCACUGCUGGACUGUGCCGCCAGGUGCACCACUGACCUUCGGUGCCAGUACAGCCUUUACGGCAGUGCUGAUCUGACUUGUGUAACACUGUCUAAAAACUACAACGGGUCCAGAGUUGGCUCCCAGCAGAUGCUUAACGGUGUCAUGGUCGCAAAAGACGAUGUGAAUUUGUCCUGAUGCCAUGAUCUUCAUGUCAGGUGGCCACCUGGUCAUAGUGAGUAGAAAAUAUAUCGCAUGGAUUUAAUGAGAGGACAACGGAAUCUGAUUGCCAGACUCGGCAUUAGUUUCAAUCUCUUGUUUCUAAAAGUACUACUUUCGUAUUUUGUAUUUCUUUUAGAUUCCAUUGUUAAUACGUGAUUAAAUUAAUUUGCAUAAUUAAACCUACAAGAAUAAAAUAACUUUUGUAAA